Molecule: messenger RNA, 839 nt
Organism: Achroia grisella
Lineage: Eukaryota; Metazoa; Arthropoda; Insecta; Lepidoptera; Pyralidae
Exons: 3
Coding region: 122-820 (232 amino acids)
Biological process (GO): regulation of transcription by RNA polymerase II
Cellular component (GO): nucleus; transcription regulator complex
Source: RefSeq, a predicted model, not a curated record
UUCUGUUUACUUACUUUUAUGUAUUGAUAUUUCAGUAAAUGAAUUUUCAAAAUAAAACAUAAAUAAAUAUGUAAACAGGUGAAACGCAAACUUACAUGUUUUGACAAAAAUAAAUAACAAAAUGCUAACGGAUUUUGCUAAAGAAAAGGUUUUUUGGACAAGAAAGAUGAAUUUGAAACUUGUUAAAUUUAUAGAAAGCAGACCAAGCAUUUGGAACCCUAAACAUCCUAAAUACACAUCAGUUAAAAGCAGGGAUCAAACGUACGCAGAAUUUGCAUCUAAAUACGGCAAUGAAUUUACUGGUCAAGCAGUAAAAGAUCGAUGGACGAACAUAAGAUCUACCUAUGCGAAUUAUUUACGAAAAUUAAAAGCGAGUCGUGCGAAAGCCGAUGGUGAAGAGUACACAAUAAAUUGGCACCUAUGGAAUGCAUGCCAAUUUUUAACCAAAGUUAACAAAAAAAUAAAAAAUGAAUCAGCAUCUCAAUUAAACAUCGAAGAAAUUGGUGAACAACAAGAAAUUAAUAUUAAUAAUAUCCAAAUACAACAGGCCUGGAGCAGUGAUGAGGACUACCAUGAUAACUCAAAUGAUCCGAAUAUAAAAUGCAAAGUCAUUGUGGAUAAUUUAAUAAAAGUGUUCAAGGGUAUGCAAAAUGAUGCAUUUGGAUUGGAUAAUACAAAACAUGGUCAUGUAGGCCGUACAGUAACUAAGAAACUAUCUGAAAUGAACUCAUAUGAAGCAGCCGUAGCCUCACAAAAAAUAAUGGAUAUAUUAUUACUUUAUGAUGAGAGUAAUCCUCAAAAUCCUAACAAUCCAAUUUAGUUUAUAUAUGCUAUAAAUA